This is a messenger RNA of Salvelinus fontinalis (brook trout), 3784 nucleotides long. RefSeq lists its product as uncharacterized. Bases 310 to 1878 code for a protein of 522 amino acids. The record is from RefSeq and is a predicted model, not a curated record. Gene Ontology annotation, cellular component: cytoplasm. Lineage: Eukaryota; Metazoa; Chordata; Actinopteri; Salmoniformes; Salmonidae. The transcript has 9 exons.
GUCCCCUUUGGUGUGCCGUAGCCAGUGUUAAUGGCACGAUGGUAAAAAAGGAGAUCUUGGAAUACUGUAUUUUGGCGGAAAACUCUGCUGUAACAGCAUCAGUGCCUCGCUUUGCACUGGAGAGGGCUUGCAGUAGCUCGCGUUGAUGGUCCUAGCCGUGGGAGGUAGAUGGAUGGGAUGAUCCACACGUUGACUAAUGGUUGUUUUGAAAAACAAAAUGUAUUUAGUUUAAGAGAUGACCUCAAAUGAUACACCCCAGAAGAUCAUCACAGCGCCGUGACUAGCGCACUCUCCUUUGUGUGCAGCAGAAUGUCUCCACGGGUGGCGACUCUGCUGUCCGGACUGUGGCUGUUCUUGGUUCUGUCUUGUGCUGCUAGGUCGAUGUGGCAAGCCUGUGACAAUGGGAAGCUCUUGCUGGGGAGAGACCUGCCCCCAUCAGUUGUAUGGAGCUGUCCUGUGAUUUCCUGGCCAGAGUCCACUACCCAGAAGAUUCCUAGCAUUGACACAGACUAUCCCCCACAGCCGAUUGAGCACGUCUGCAUUGACACACCCAUCACCUACAAUCACACUAUCCCCAACAGUGGAGCUCACCGGACUGUAGGGGCAGAGAGUGGAGAGUACCUGUACUGCCCCCCUCAACGCUGGCUCAAUAACCUGCAGCAUGGAGCAACAGUGUUACUGUUCCAUCCGUGUGCUCCUGUUCGUCAGCGUGACCUGCUGUCUGUCCUGGGCCACCGCUGUCUGUCUGACUACAUCAUAACGCCACACCCUGACCUCAGCACACACCGGCCGUUAGCGCUGGUGUCCUGGGGUCGCACUCUGGAGCUGUCCCAGGUGACCACGCCGGAGGUCUGUGAUUGGCUGCAGUUGACAGCAGCACACGGUAACAGUGGCGAUGUGGGUCCAAACAGGAAGUAUAACUUGCUGUUGACCCAUCCUGCGGAUCACAAACACGCAUACCCAAAGAAGUCUCUGAAGCAGUGCUGUGAGGAGACCCUCUCUCUGCUGCUGGAUGGACGGUUGGAGGUGACAGACUGGAGGAGAGGGAGGGUCCGCAAGAGCCGAGCUGCACUCGGGACCGAGGGGAGGGAGAAAGAAAGACAGACCACCGUGGUGCCGCCUCUAGCAGUCACCAAGACCAACAGGACUACCCUGGACCAAACCGAGCCGAACAGACCUGAAGCACAGGGCCCAGCCACAGUGAGGGUUACACAGAGAGAUACGGACCAAGGACUCAAAGUGACUCAACCUCGCCGCAGAGAAAAUUACACGAAUGAAAAAGAGCCCCGAGGCAAAGUGAGAGAAACAGACUGGCUGAACCAGAACGAAGCAGAGGACAAGAGGCAGAGCGGGAAAAUGCGAGACACCCAGGAAAGAGAGGUGAAGAGCAGCAGACACGAGGGAGAGACACAGCCCCGUAACUCUCCAACCAAGAGGAAAAAGGCUCUGUCUCAGAGUUGGCGCAAGCAGCUGGCUGUCACACAGACGAACAGCCAGGACAGGAGAGCAGACUGUGAUGGUAGGGUGGGCCACAGCGAGUGCACUGAGACCGUAGCUCCGCUAGGGGGCGCCGCGGCUGGACCCGGUGACAGGAUGCUGCCCACUCCGCGGACAGACGAGGCGGUGUGGGCGGCAGCAGCGUUGGGCUUCCUCCUGGUGCUGCUGGCACUCUCUGUGCUGCACACCCGCCUUUACCGCCAGUGUGGCACAACGCCCAGCAUGUACUGGCAUGACCCCAAGCAGGACUACGACAGGGUGGCAGAUGUGAUCCACAGGAGGCUGAAGAUGCCAGGGAGGAGGAAGAGGAGGGCAUCCAAGAGCCGAAGACAGGAAUGUGUCCUCCUACCACCCAGCUCCAGCACAGAGGAGGACGAGUAGAAACAGACAUCUGUUUAUUGUACCCGUCUUGUCUUUAGCCCUGUGAGAAGAGAUGUAAGAGGAGAGGACACUGGGACCUAAAAACAGGGUACUCCCAUCUGCCUAAUAACACUGCUCUGCUGAAGAAACGGAGCAUUUUAUGGAUUCUUUUGUACGGAGACCUCAGAUUCAUCUUCCAUCGCCGGUAGUUAAGGAAUAUUUUGGUAUUUCAACUGUCAUAAAACACUCCAUAGUACAAAACCCCAUUCAAUCAGAUCUCAUUCACAAUCACCACCAAUGAUACCAUUUUACUACACAUUCAAAUGUUCUCGUAGGGGCCGAUUCAGACUUAGGAAAUGUACGCCUUUCCUACGCACGCCAUUCCUACGCACUUCUAAGUAGUUGGUAUUCAGACUUGCCAUAUGAAGGUUUCCAGCAAGAUUUGCGGGUGUGGCCCCAACAAUAAAUGUAAUUCAACCCCAGAAAACACAUUUACUAGUUGGCCGACAGAAUUGACAACGGCGUUUUCGUUCAAUUAAUUUUCUGUUCAUUUAUCUAAGGUAAUCCCUUUAAAUAUGUAUUUGGACAGUGAAGCUAACAAUUUUUAUUUUAGAUCAAGUGUUUCAUAUGAGGCAACCUUUAAUUUGAGGGUAUUUUCAUAAAUAUCUGUUUUACCUUUUAGAAAUUACUUCUCCAUUUGAAGUAUUUGGACAAAUUCACUUAGUGUAUUAAAGUAGUCAAAAGUUUUGUAUUUGAUCCCAUAAUCCUUUGCAAUCAAUGACCACAUCAAGCUUGUGACCCUACAAGCUUUUAUUGUAGGAAGAGAAUACAUUUCUGAACACUUCUACAUUAAUGUGGCUGCUACCAUGAUUAUCGAUAAUCAUGGAUUGUGAAUAAUGAGUGAAUACUAACCUCUCCUGUUAUUGGAAAUAGUGAGAGGUUAGCAUGUUUUGUUGUAGCCUAUGUUACCUUCUCACUCAUCAUUAUUCAUUCACGAUUUGUCUUAAUCAUGGCAUUAUCAGGAUUCAUUUGGAAGUGUUCAGAAACAUCUGUUCACAUAGAAAGACAUUUACUCCAGUCACCAUUCAUUUCCUAUUGGGCAAAAUAUAAUCUGAAACACAGCCAAAACAAACUGCAAAUGCAUCCAACAAAUUGUAGAGCCAGAAGCUUGACGUAGUCACAGAGUUCAAGGAAUAUGUAGCCAAAUACCUAUCUUUUGAUUAUUUUACACUAAGUGAAUUCUUCAAAAUGGGGGGGGGGGGGGACUAGAUAAAGUCCUUUCUAAAUGUUAAAACAUAUGAAAAUACCCUCAAGCUGACAUUCUGUGCUGUCACCUCAUGAAUCAUGUGAUCUAAAAUGCAAAAUGCUGGAGUUUAGAGCCAAAUGAAAAGGUUUAGCCUCGCUGUCCAAAUAAAUCUGGAGGGGAGUGUAGUUGCUGUUGUAAGCAACAGGCUGUCGGUUGCACUGUGUUGCAGUAGUGGGUACGAGUCCAUCAAAUGCUGUUGUGUGAUUAGUAGCAAAUCUUUUUUAAACAUUUUUUAUCAUGUUUUGUGAGUUAUUUAAUAUAUGAUGGCUGCAGUGAAUCAAGACAUGGACAAAGAGGUUUUGUAUGUUGAUUAUUGCUCGUCUCGUACUACACUACGGCCAGUGUACUCCUAUGAAGCUAUUGGUUGGAAGCUAACCGUUUCAACCACAGAACUAGAGAGGUUCUAUUUCUAUGCUUUGAAAAACCACAGGAUAUUAAUUCCCUUGUGUGAGAAAACGAUUGAACAUUAUGUUGCUCUGCAGGUAAUGAAAACACUUGGGAGCAGCAGUACCCUGUGAAGGCUUUUUAUUCGUUUUUAUCUACUGUGUGAUGUUUACUAGUAACCCUGUACCAGAUGUAGAUGUGUAUACUCUUAUUUACAAUACUAAUGUAUACAUAGUA